Pyrenophora tritici-repentis Pt-1C-BFP is the source of this 777-nucleotide messenger RNA. RefSeq names its product CyaY, Protein implicated in iron transport, frataxin protein. Lineage: Eukaryota; Fungi; Ascomycota; Dothideomycetes; Pleosporales; Pleosporaceae. Gene Ontology annotation, cellular component: mitochondrion. Gene Ontology annotation, molecular function: ferroxidase activity; 2 iron, 2 sulfur cluster binding; ferrous iron binding. Gene Ontology annotation, biological process: intracellular iron ion homeostasis; iron incorporation into metallo-sulfur cluster. The record is from RefSeq and is a predicted model, not a curated record.
AACGACCUUCACCAUCAACAAAGUCGCAAUUACCCAUCUCCAUCACAUAUAUCUCAAUAUGAGGCCAGCUACCCGUUUCGCCGGCGUUGCCGUCCGUCGCGCUAUGCGCAGUCCCUUUCGCACUCAAUCGCCUGCCAAUUGCGUCAUUGCUAGCAGAGGUCCAGCUGUCCGCCAUGCCAUGCCCGCUCGAAGCCUACACGCAUCAACAGGCAUGCGAAGUAUCAUGCCUGAUGCAGAAAACCCAAAGCCAAAGGAGAGUGAAGCCCAUGAUGAACCUGGCAAGCCUACAGAACUCUCAAUAGAAGAGUUCCACGAGCGUGCAGACCACUACCUGGGCGAGCUAUUGCAGAGGUUAGAAGAGGCGCAGGAAAAGGACCCGGGAAUUGAAGUCGACUACAGUGCCGGCGUCCUCGAAGUCACAUCGCAACAGAACACCUUCGUCCUCAACAAGCAGCCCCCGAACAAGCAAAUCUGGCUCAGCUCCCCGAUAUCCGGACCUAAGCGGUUCGAUUGGGUCGUCGCACAGGAGGGUAUGGACUUCAAGGAAGGUGGUGGCGUUGGAGACUGGGUAUACAUGAGAGAUGGAAGCUCCCUGACGGAAAUCAUCAGGAAAGAGCUGGGCGUUGACGUCAGUGUCGACGACGAGGUUCCGCGCUGAUACGCAGACUCUACCCAGCAGGAUAGAGUAGGCACAUGGUAGUCCACUUCAAGGAUGCACUCAGACUCAUGCUAGUCACGAAGGCUAGUCACGAAAAUAAUGGUAUAAUUCAGCCGACA